Molecule: messenger RNA, 3438 nt
Organism: Melozone crissalis (California towhee)
Lineage: Eukaryota; Metazoa; Chordata; Aves; Passeriformes; Passerellidae
Gene: RALGPS2
Product: Ral GEF with PH domain and SH3 binding motif 2
Exons: 19
Coding region: 170-1846 (558 amino acids)
Biological process (GO): positive regulation of GTPase activity; Ras protein signal transduction
Cellular component (GO): plasma membrane
Molecular function (GO): guanyl-nucleotide exchange factor activity
Source: RefSeq, a predicted model, not a curated record
CGCGCCUGCGGAGCCGGCGGCGCGCAGCGACCCGCGCAGACACCGCAGCACCUCCGAGCGGCCGCCCCGCCGUCAUCCAUCCCCCCUCUCGCAGGAAUGGUUAUUGGGUUGCCUUGGAGAUGAUCCUGCUGCUGUAAAUGUAGGGCUGAAGAUUCAUGGUGUGGCCAGUAUGGAGCUAAUGAACGGACAGUCCAGUGGUGUUAACAUUGCAGCUACUGCUUCAGAGAAGAGUAGCAGCUCCGAGUCCUUGAGUGACAAGGGUUCAGCUGAACUGAAGAAGAGCUUUGAUGCAGUGGUAUUUGAUGUUCUAAAGGUCACACCAGAGGAAUAUGCGGGUCAAAUAACACUGAUGGAUGUGCCUGUAUUUAAAGCAAUUCAGCCAGAGGAGCUGGCAAGCUGUGGCUGGAAUAAAAAAGAGAAAUACAGUUCUGCACCAAAUGCUGUUGCUUUCACCAGAAGAUUCAAUCAUGUGAGCUUCUGGGUUGUUAGAGAGAUUCUGCAUGCACAGACUUUAAAAAUACGAGCUGAAGUUUUGAGCCACUAUAUCAAAACUGCAAAGAAGCUGUAUGAGCUGAAUAACCUGCAUGCCCUCAUGGCAGUGGUGUCAGGCCUCCAGAGCGCUCCCAUCUUCAGGCUGACCAAGACAUGGGCGUUACUGAGUCGGAAGGAUAAAGCCACCUUUGACAAGCUGGAAUAUGUGAUGAGUAAAGAAGAUAAUUACAAAAGGCUCAGAGACUACAUCAGCAGCUUGAAGAUGACUCCUUGUAUUCCCUACUUAGGUAUUUAUCUGUCAGACUUGACAUAUAUUGACUCUGCCUACCCCUCAACAGCAAGCAUUCUGGAAAGUGAGCAAAGAACAAAUUUAAUGAACAACAUUCUUCGAAUUAUCUCAGAUUUGCAGCAGUCAUGUGAAUAUGAUAUUCCUAUGUUGCCUCAUGUCCAAAAAUACCUAAACUCAGUUCAGUACAUAGAAGAACUACAAAAGUUUGUAGAAGAUGACAAUUACAAACUUUCAUUAAAGAUAGAACCAGGGACCAGCACCCCCCACUCUGCUGCUUCCAGAGAAGAUUUAGUAGGCUCAGAAGUUGGAGCAUCUCCACAUAGUGGAAGGAAAAAUGCUGCAGCUGAAGGAGCCUUGCUACCACCAACACCCCCUUCACCUCGGAACCUGAUACCCCAUGGACAUAGGAAAUGUCACAGUUUGGGCUACAAUUUCAUCCACAAGAUGAACACGGCGGAGUUCAAGAGCGCGACGUUCCCCAACGCGGGACCGCGGCACCUGCUGGAUGACAGCGUCAUGGAGCCCCACGUCCCCUCCCGAGGGCAGGCUGAGAGCUCCACCCUGUCCAGUGGGAUUUCAAUAGGUAGCAGUGAUGGUUCUGAACUCAGUGAAGAGACUUCCUGGCCAGCAUUUGAAAGCUCCCUAGAAUCUGAAGAUUUGGCUGUUCAUUUGUAUCCAGGAGCAGUUACUAUUCAAGGUGUUCUCAGGAGGAAGACUUUGUUGAAAGAAGGCAAAAAACCUACAGUAGCAUCUUGGACAAAAUACUGGGUAGCACUGUGUGGAGCCCAACUCUUCUACUACGCUGCAAAAUCCCUGAAGGCUACAGAGAGAAAACAUUUCAAAUCCACACCAAGUAAGAGUGUCUCAGUGGUGGGCUGGAUGGUGAUGAUGGCAGAUGACCCUGAGCAUCCAGAUCUCUUCUUAUUGACUGAUUCUGAGAAGGGAAAUUCAUAUAAAUUUCAAGCUGGAAACAGAAUGAAUGCAAUGCUCUGGUUUAAACACCUGAGUGCUGCCUGCCAAAGCAACAGACAACAGGUUCCUGCCAACUUGAUGACCUUUGAAUAACAGGCAAAUUCAAAACAAUAAAAAAGGACAAUUUGAACCAUCUCAUAAUUGAGAACAAGGUCCUAAUGAAAAAUGUGCCAGCUGUAUUCUGUGCCAGAACAGAACCUGUCAACUCGAUCUCUGAACUCUGGAGCCCUGAACAAAACCACUAAAGGUUGGGGAGUGGAGUUCCCCAAAAUUAAAAAUGGAGUUGCAACAUGAAUUGCCAUGGACCAUGCUUCAUUAUGUUCUGAGAACUGACCUGUGGAAACCACUGCCUUAAAGAGUGAAAGGAAAAACAACAUGAAACACCAAAUAGUGUGUGUGAAACUUCUGGCGGUGCUGUGCUUGAGUUAAAUAGAUUGUAGCUAGUUUUGAGUUUCUUUUAACUUUAUACUAAUUUUGAAAAUAACUCACCUUUUUAGGCAUUCUUAAGAAAACAGGUAAACUGGUAUUUAAGAGUUGUAUCAAAAGCUGUGUAUGAACCAGGUAAAAGGUACUACAUGUUCUGGAGAUGUUGUUUAGGCCUUCCCAGGAGUCCUGGAGGGGAGCUUGUCCCAGGCACACGGCCUGGAGCAGUGUUAUUUCUCUCAGACCUGUAAGAAAGGCAACACAGCUGCAAGUUCAGAGCAGCACUGAGCUUGCAAACCUUGGUCCUGUGUGGGAGCCAGACUCCGACAGGGGCACAGAGCUGAGCCAAAAAUCAGUUUGGUACGUUUAGCCCUAAUUCCUGGUGAAAAACACAUAUUUGGGGCAGUCAGGGGGGUGUGUGUAUGAGACAAAACUGAAAGCACUGUUGGGUCAGAACUGAGUGUUUUCAUCCCAUGUGUUUCUAUGCCUGUGACUCCUUCUCAGAGAAGCUGAAUGACAAAACACCAACACCUGGGUACAGCUCACUGAGAUGUUUGACUUUGGGUAUCUGCUAAUUAUCAGUUAGGGACCACUGUUAGUGUGUGGUGUUUCAUAAUAUCACUUCAGAUGGACAUUUUAAAAAGAUAGAGGCACAAUUUCAAGCUUUCAUGUUCUCAUUUGGCAAUAAUUGAUUUUAGUAUCUGUCUCGGUCAAAGUAGUUGACGUUGUGUGGUGUUGAUAACAUGGCCUAAAGCAGACCUUACAUACAGGAGCUCUUUUGAUCUUCAGGCAAUUAACUAAUUUAUUAGAAGGUAGGAUAACCUAAGGAGAGAAAAGGUGUGGGGCCAUCAAAAUUCCAUCCUUGACAGGAAUCAUUCUUGGUCACUGAAAUUACUCACAGAGAAAAACAUAAUGGUUGUAAAAAGGGAGCUGUGCUUUAUGUGUGUGUUUGAUGCUUAAGACUUUGAUUCUUGCUUUAUUGGGGUUUCCUUGACGUCACCUACUUUCCUGGAUGAUUGGUCUUUCUUUAAUCUUCAAAAAUAUGAUCUUUGUAAAGCAAGGAAACAUUGUCCAAAAUAUGACUCUGAUAUUGGAGCUUUGAAGUCUGUGAAAAAGUAGUAACUGUUCCGUUGACAUUGUGGUUUAGUGACCGUAAAUAUGCUUGCAGAUUCCACCAUGAAUUCUCCUUUUUAAACAGAAACAAGCUACCUACCAGUCUGUUUCAGAGUUCUCUGACUAUCUAAUAAAGGUUUCUACUAGUA